AUGUGGAAAAACCAGCAGAAACAUCAGCAUCAAUGCCCACGUACUGCUACUACUACAUCAGGAGCUGUAGAAGGUGCUGAGGAAAUAGAGAAGGGCAGGGAGAGAGUGGAAACAGAGGCCGCCGUCCAUCCGGAAGAACCAGCAGAAACAGCCAGCUCCAAUGCCGAUGCUUCGCCAGAACCCGUCGGAACAUCUGUGGAGGAGCAGAUUGAGACAAAAGAGGCAGGUAAACACGGGGCUGCAGCCACAGUCGAGGCAGAAGCGGCAGUUUCAACCACAAAGCCCGCUGAAGAGGUCACAGCUGUCAAAAAAGAGGCAUCAGAGACUCCAAUCCCUACGACUUUGUCCGAGCCAGCAAAAACAGGAAAAGCAAAGCCAGAGGAGAAGCCAAAGCCAGAGAAGCCAACUAAACCGUCUCCACAGCAGAAUGGUGCACAGGUUCGGAAAGAAGAGGUGGACCUUUCAGAGGCUGAUGUCGCAGCAGGUGCCGCCGCCGCAGUGACAGCAAAAGAAAAGGGGAAGAAAGAAGAAGAAGAACCAUUGGAGUGUCCUUGCUGUGAAUGGCUGGCCGAUGUCUUUGGCCGUCGAAACCGCAAGAAAGCCCCCAAGGGUUCUUGAAACGGGAAGAUAGGUCGACACGACAGAAAAGCAACGACGCGACAAGUCGGGGUUCAAAUGAUUAGAAGCAACUGGAGGUGGGAUCAACGAAAUUGGUGCCGUACUCUAGGUAGCUAAGCAGCGAGGAACUCCUCAUGUAAAUAGCGCUACGUACUCAACAU
Molecule: messenger RNA, 779 nt
Organism: Seminavis robusta
Lineage: Eukaryota; Bacillariophyta; Bacillariophyceae; Naviculales; Naviculaceae
Source: the annotation of a GenBank genome assembly